Molecule: messenger RNA, 1207 nt
Organism: Nematostella vectensis (starlet sea anemone)
Lineage: Eukaryota; Metazoa; Cnidaria; Anthozoa; Actiniaria; Edwardsiidae
Product: lipopolysaccharide-induced tumor necrosis factor-alpha factor homolog
Exons: 3
Coding region: 26-475 (149 amino acids)
Molecular function (GO): zinc ion binding
Source: RefSeq, a predicted model, not a curated record
AAUAAGGAAGUGAGCAAGAGGCAAGAUGGCGGACGACAAACCUCCUCCGUACAACUAUAACUAUGGCGCAACUCAGGAAAAUCAGGCCCCCCCUCCUUAUCAAGCUGGUUAUCAGCAACCUGAUUAUGGUAAGCAAGGAGGAUAUCCACAGCAACCGUAUCCGGGGCAACAGUAUCCUGGGCAACCACAGACAACUGGUACAACCAUAAUCACCCAGCCAGCAUCCACAGUCAUAGUUAACGUUGUGUAUAGGGAGUUCCCGCUGAGUAUGGUCUGCUCGUUUUGCCAGACACAUAUCGUAACUGCUACAACAUACCGUGAUGGGGCCUUGACCUGGCUUUUGUCAGGUGGUAUAUGCCUUGUUGGGGGCUGGCUUGGUUGCUGUUUGAUACCAUUCUGUUUGGAUAGCUGUAAGGAUGUUAUUCACACCUGCCCUAACUGCCAAGCAAAGCUUGGCAUCUACAGACGUCUUUGAUCUCCUAAAUGUAGAUGCCUAUUGACAUCUGUUUUUUUAGUUUAGAAAUGCAAAAAGUUUAAAUGGGGAUAAAGGCUUAAGAAAUGCGUCAUAAAAGCAAGGCAGUCUAAAAGCAUAACAUGCCUGGAAAUGUACCAUGAGGGGAAAGCUUUAUUCAACAGGACAUGUAGAAUUGAUCUAGUUCUUGCUUCAAUGAUUAGUUUAAAAUUUGGUAGUAUAAUAGAGAGGAGGGCAUUAUCAGAAAGAAUCUCAGCUUUUUUUUUACCUUUUGAAUGAUACCAUUCGUGGGAAAGUAUAAGGCCUCUAGGCACUUAUCUAGUGAGGGAGGAGGUGUUUAAAAAAUGCCUUCCAAAAAAUGGGUCAUUUCUAUUGAAGGGUCGUCAAGUACUUAUCCUUUUUUCACGAUACAACUGUGAACCCCUGUCCCAGCAAAUCUUGGGUAUAAAUUUGACUUCAAUGGUAGAUGGCUAUUUUCUAUUGCAAAGUAUGUUGUUGAAGGUGGCUGGUUAUCAUUCUUUAACUCUAGUGUGCAGUUAUCAAACUUAUAUCUCUUUCUUGAAAGAUUCCCAAUAAGGAUGGCUGGAUUAUCAUACCUUUGCACAAAUGUCAUUCACAGGUUUGGAUAGAGGACUAUUUUCUGACAUUGUUAUGCUAUUUUCAUACUCUGUAUCUGGGAUGAUCGAGUCAGUUUGUGAUAAAGUAUUAGAACAAUAAAAUUAAUAUCAUUUCUUA